Molecule: messenger RNA, 893 nt
Organism: Hibiscus syriacus
Lineage: Eukaryota; Viridiplantae; Streptophyta; Magnoliopsida; Malvales; Malvaceae
Product: E3 ubiquitin-protein ligase RMA1H1-like
Exons: 2
Coding region: 113-826 (237 amino acids)
Biological process (GO): ubiquitin-dependent protein catabolic process
Cellular component (GO): endoplasmic reticulum
Molecular function (GO): metal ion binding; ubiquitin protein ligase activity; ubiquitin-like protein conjugating enzyme binding
Source: RefSeq, a predicted model, not a curated record
UUAGAAGAAGUUCAUCAGAUAAUCCAUUCAGAAACAAAAAUAAAAGCUUCCUCUGCUUUUUAAAAAAAGUUCCAAUAGAGGAGAAUUAUCAGCUAACUGAUUUUGGCAGCAAAUGGCCAUGGAGCAGUGCUUGGAGAAGUGGAAUGAUUCGCCGGUUUCGAAUGAUAAUCCAACGAGUGCCUUCGACUGCAACAUCUGCCUCGACUCGGUGCAGGAUCCGGUGGUCACGCUUUGUGGCCACCUCUAUUGCUGGCCUUGCAUCUACAAAUGGCUUCAUUUUGAGACCAUCUCGGAUGACAACCAAGGCCGGAAACAGCACCAAUGUCCUGUAUGCAAAUCUGAUGUUUCGGAUGCCACAUUGAUUCCGCUCUACGGCCGGGGCGUAACAACAAAGGAAUCUAAGACUGAGACUUCCCGUUUCGGUAUGGAUAUACCGAAACGACCUCUCGGUCCUACUUGCGGCGUUGGCAGGAUACAACGAUUGCCAAAUUCUAACAAUAGUUCGCAGUUUCAUCAUCAUGGAUAUUCAUAUCAACCACAAGUGUACUACCCCGGUCAGGCUGGUUAUCCAGCUUCGCCGAUACUAAGUCCUGGUGGCAUGUCGAUAAAUGUACCGGAUCCAGCGAUCCGAAUGUUCGGCGAAAUGCUAUACGCUAGAGUAUUUGGGGACUCGGAUACAAACUUUUAUACGUAUCCGGGUUCGUACAAUCUAGCGGGGAUCACUAGUCCUAGAAUCAGACGGCACGUAAUGCAAGCCGAUAAAUCACUGGGCAGAAUAAGUUUUUUCCUCUUCUGCUGCUUAUUCCUGUGUCUACUUUUGUUCUGAACUUCCUUCUAAGCUUCCAUUUCGGACACUGUAUAGAAAGAUCCGAUUAUGUAUACAAAUUCGGAAA